AUGAAUAUGUCCCAGCUCUUGGAAGGCAUCGGCGAGCUGCAAACACAGAUAGAAGAGCUGAACCCCAGAAAUGGAGUCGACAGAGACCAGCAGUCACUCGCCCUGGUGAGCCCUCUCCCGAACUGGAGAGGAUUGCGACAAUUUGACGAAACCAAUCGCGAGCUGAAGGGAAUCAGAGAGUCGAUGGUCGAAGUUAACAACUCUAUCGAAAGAGAAAGGCGAGAAGGUAAAGGAAAGACUGGAUUGGCGAGGGCGAUAGAUGAUCUGAAGCAAAGGAGAUCACGUAUGCAAGCAAAGGAGGAUCGUGCUGAACGAGAGAUGCGGGACCUGGAGCAUCGACUUGAGAGAGCUCGGGCUCGAGAAGAGAGAGGUCGGGAAAGAAGCGGCUCGAGAAGACCGGCGGAACAGGCACCACGAAAGCGGUUGAGGCGCUCAACAGAUCGAUGGCAGGCGACUAUCUUCUUGGCCGGGAGUAUAGAGGAUCCUGUGAUCUCUAUUUCGUAG
This is a messenger RNA of Cooperia oncophora, 504 nucleotides long. Lineage: Eukaryota; Metazoa; Nematoda; Chromadorea; Rhabditida; Trichostrongylidae. The record is from the annotation of a GenBank genome assembly.